AUGCUGGACGCUGAUAAGGUGCCGCGCACUCUACCUCCAGGAGUGUGGACAGAGCAGAUCCGGAAGUACGAGGCAGUCCAGAUUCAUGGCAGGUCCAGGGUGUUCCCUCAGCAGAAGCUCCUCGGGGCUGAGUCUUCAUUGGCUAAGUUGUGGCACCAGCUGAAGGUUACGAGGGACUUUGCCCCUCUUCCCUUGGGAGAGAUCAUGAGCAGGCGUUCGUUUGACGCCACGGGGGCAGUGAAUGCGCUGUCCAAGCGUAAGCUUAGCAAGGAGUUGGUUGUGGAUGAAGCUGAGGAUUCUUGGGAGCCGCGAUCAAUGCUUGCAGUCAUUGAUGCUUUGGAUGCAUUGCGGUGGGCUUACAUACUCUUAGAGUACGGACAUGAAUUUGAUGUUGGAGCCCUCUUCGACGAUUUCAUCCACAAGGCCCGCCAGCGACCUCAGCAACUGGAUGCUUUCAGGUCCUACUACGAGUCUGCUAGUUGGAAGCUCUGCCGGGAGCUCCGCGCGGGGCGCACCUUUGCAGAAUCGGUUGCAGCUGUUCGCGAGGCGUCGGGGGCCAAAGGCGAAGGCAAGAAGCGCAAGCAGACUGAGGAGAGCCCCCGCAAGGCGGAUGACAACCGCAAGCGCCAGGUUUCUUCGGCGCCGAGCGAGAGCUCGGUGGCAAAGCGUCCACCACCGCCUCCCCCACCCCCGCCCGAACAGGUGGACACGGUGGGCCAGUCUUCAUCGGUGCCGGCCUCAUCAUCGGACUCAAGGCCGGAAGGGCAAGGUGCAGCAGCAGCCAGCUUACCUCAGUCUGUGAUUCACUUGGACUUCUUUUCUGGAGUGGGUUCAGCCACGCUGGCGCUUCAGAGGCUUGGUGUUUCGGUUCGUCAUGUGUUGUCUUGGGAGAUUGAUGAGGCGGCCAUUGCGGUCGCAAGAAGGUCUUCUAGGAAGACGACGAAAACCCAAAGGGGCAGCUUGUUGGACGACAGCCCAGCAGGAGCUGCUAGGGCGGUCGAACAGAUUCCAGGUGGGGCGGCAGAUUUGCUGGUGAUUACGGCGGCGGCGUCUUGCCCCGACUUCAGUCGGAUUCGCUCUGACAGCGGACCCGGGCGGCAUGGCCCGUCCGGCAACCUUUUCGUGCACUUCACCACGUUCAUCCGCUCACUGCUGAACCUCUUGCCCGGGAGGCGGGCAAGUCUGCUCGUUGAAAAUGUGGUGAUGCACAACCCUGCGGACACGCAAUGGUUUUGCAAGCAGUUGGAUGCUGAAGUUGUUUUGGCUGAUGCUGCGGAUUACGGCGCAGUUCAUAGGCCACGACUAUGGUGGUCGUGGACCGAUUGGACAUCCGUUAGGACAUACCCUGGAGGCAAGUCGGAGAUCAAGUGGAAGAAGCAAGGCAAAGUUGCCCAGUUGAUUUUGGAUGUUCCCAAAGAUUCCAUGCAGGACUUGCAGCCCGAGGGGUUAGUUUUUCAUGAGAAGGUUCUCAUGGGUGAGGUUUUGCUACCUUGCCUGACGACCCCAGCCAUCGAAGAGGGCUCCAGGGUCUCUGAGAAGGAUCGUCAUCGCCUCUUGGGCAACUCUUGGCACAUGGGGGUGGCCACGGAGAUGAUGCGAUUUUCUCUGUUGUUUGGCGUGCGGUCCUUGCCGGGGCCGUACGCCCCGGAUGCGAGCGACGUGUCCGGGGUUAGGGAUCUGGAGUCGGCUCAGCAGUUGGCCGGUCGACAUCCAUUGUCCAUGCAGCGGAAAGCUGAAACAAGUGUACACAUUGACAUGCAACCCGCUGUUGACAUGUGGGAUCACUGGCAUUUGUCUGCUGAAGCUGUGCAUCCAUUACACCAGCGCCUCACUCUAGAACCCGCCAUCGAGCUUACAUUGCAGCGAUUGCUAAAGUUCAAACCCGAGAGGCUUGCCGAAUUUCGACGGCAGGUCUUGUGUGAUAUCAAACGACGUAAGCAAGAGAUGACAAGUCACACUCAAGAAUGGUUCGCAUCGUUGGAACCACAUGUCCAACAGGCAUAUACUUUACCGGAUGGCGGCAUUGUUCAGAUUCCUUUGUUUCUUGAGCUCCUCCGAGGUUGUGCCUAUCCGGAAGUUGACGCGCUGGCAGAGGCGCUCUCUCGAGGCUUUCCUGUCUUGGGACGCAUCGAGCCAUCACCAGGCUGGAGGCCUCGUUUGGAUGACCGGUACGAUCAUCCGAUUACUCAGUCGGCUUUUGACUCUCUGAAUAAGCAGCAUGUGAUUGAGAAACUGCGCAAAGGCAGAGUUGAUGCAGAGUGGGAGGCCCUACUUAAUGAGAUUCUUCAGGAAGUUGCUUUAGGUCGGAUGUCCGGCCCUUAUGCUGCGCCCAGCGAUUGGCCACGUCAGUGUGUGCCAGUCGCCUCUCAUCAGGAUUUUUCUGUCUGUCUGCCGGCGCAAGAAGAUGCGAAGGUUGCUGCGGCAUUCUCCGUGGUGCAACAGGGCAGCGAUGGCUCGCGCAAGGUCAGACGCUGCGAAGAUUACAGAAGGAGUGGGCAUAAUGCUACCGUUCACGUUUCGGAUGUUCCUGCUCACGACGAUAUCGAUAAGUGUGUGCAGAUCCUCUUAAGACUGAAUGCUGCAGGCCAUUCUUCAGAACUCUGGUGUCAGGACCUGCAGGUGGCUUAUCGCCAGUUUCCUGUUCAGGAGACAAGUCAUGCUGUUGCUUUGCUGCUUACACCAUCGGGGCCAACUCUUUGGCGUCACGGUGUUUUACCGUUUGGCGCGGCAUCCUCAGUGUGGUGUUUCAAUAGGUGCGUGGAUGCAUUGACUUAUUUGGCAAGAAGUCUGCUGCUGAUUUUGGUGAUUCAUUUCGUGGAUGACAUCGGUUGUCCUGAUGCUCGGCAUAGCGCGGCCAGCAGUUUCGCAAGUUUUACUGAGCUGUGUGAACUUUUGGGCAUGCGACUCAAGCCGUCUGCUGCGCAGGUCCCUGCGGUUAGGCAUAAGCUGUUAGGUGUUUUUCUGGAAGUUUGCCUCGAGGGUGUAAGCCUCGCACCUGCCACUGAUCGGAUUCAGAAGGUCUUGCAAGUCAUCCAACAGGCGUUACAGGAUGACUGCCUCGAGCCGGUGGUGGCCCAGCGGCUUACAGGCAAGCUGAACUUCAUCUCGACGACCCUUUUUGGUCAGGCGGCAGCCGCUGCGAUGAAGCCGUUGUAUUCACGGGCUCAUGACUGCAAUUCUCAGACGGCAAGUCAGCUGAAUCAGCCUCUGCGGUGUGCGCUCCGUUCCUUGCAGACUUUGUUGCGAAGCCCGAGCCCUCGCUGGGUUCCCUUUGAGCCCGCGACUCAGUCGUCCGCCGUCCUGUACGCUGAUGCUUUCUUCGAGUUGGGGGAUAAAGCCUUUGGCUUGUCCGACGAGCCACCGGAGAAUUGGUAUUCGACCAGCUUUCGGAGAUAUCGGAACGGGUGGGGCUUCGUCGUUCGCUGCCAUUCUGUAAUUCGUUUUGCACACGGAAGUGUGCCCAACGACGUGCUCGCACUGUUUACACCGCGGCGCGCAUACAUUUACUGUUUGGAAAUUUUCCGCCAAAUUCUGGCAGCCUUGACAUGCCGAGACAUCCUCCCGAAGGUCUGGGUGGGCUUCUGCGAUAAUAUGGCUGGCCGAUCAGCGCUGGUUCGUGGCUACGGCCGCGAUGCCACGAUCAACAACCUUCUGGCUUGUUUUUGGGCAGUGGCUCGACUCUUGGAAUGGCAGCCACAUUUCGAGUGGAUGGCCAGUGAUCUGAAUAUCGCUGACCCUUUCUCUCGCGGCGAUUGCUCGAUUGGCAGAUCUCGUCAUUGGCACGAGCUGGCGUCCCCGAUGGACGCGCUGUGGCCAAUCUUCAAGCGGGUGGCUACAGACCUCGAGUACGCGCUGGAGGUGGCGCCGAAGGCUUUGCUACAGUUGGAGUGGCGUUUUCUUCCUGGGGGCGGUUUUGCCUCGACUUUGGACGGGCAGGGGGCUGAGACGAGGCGGCAGUAG
Molecule: messenger RNA, 3960 nt
Organism: Symbiodinium necroappetens
Lineage: Eukaryota; Dinophyceae; Suessiales; Symbiodiniaceae
Source: the annotation of a GenBank genome assembly